This is a messenger RNA of Peniophora sp. CBMAI 1063, 1530 nucleotides long. Lineage: Eukaryota; Fungi; Basidiomycota; Agaricomycetes; Russulales; Peniophoraceae. The record is from the annotation of a GenBank genome assembly.
AUGCCCUCGACGGACGCUUCGACCGUCCGCGGCUUGAUCUCAGCCUAUCUCGGCAUCUCUAUCCUCUUACUCUUAUCCGCCAUCAUCCGCCGCCCCAUACGCGGUCAUGCCGCCUCAUUCGCAUGUCCUCGUAUCUCCUUCAAUGCUCGAACUCUAUCCAUAUCAACGAUCCGACUUGUGAUGCCCAGUAUGGUCGUCUCUCCGCGCGCAACGGCCCCGGCACCGAGAAAUGUGACGCUAUUGGUGGGAGAGUGUAGGAUUGUGUUCGGGAGGUCGAAGGUGGACGUUGAGGUGGUGGAUCUGAGCGUGACGUCACCGCUCGCUUCGUUCACUCUGCCGCGUCUAUCCGUCGACUGCCCGAUCUUGCCUUUCUUGCCGUUCACCUUUUCGGGUUCAAAGGCCUCUACGACAUGCAAUGCGGAAUCGAGGAUACGCGUGACGUUCGAUCAUCUGCGUAUACGCGUGUUUUCAAGUAAACGCGUGCCGUACUUUAUACGGGUCAUUCGCGCGGCCGUUAUGAGGACGAUGCUGUUCGGCACCAUCGCACGAGCCGACUCUGCGCGUAUUGACAUCGUGUUCGGGCCGAAACUCGCGCCGUCCAUGGACCCUGUUGUGGAGGGAGAGGAGGCGGAGAGGAAGGAACUGGAUGUCGACGAGGAGAGUGCAGUCUACCAUAGUUCUUCGUCGGACGAGUCGGCCCGAGAGAGCGGAGGAGACGCGCAUCUUGAGCUGGAGGACGAACCGUCGGAUGAUGAUGCAACUUCGGAGGAGGACGAGCGCCCUGCGCGCAGCGACAUCAGUCUCACGAGCGCCUUACCGAUCCUCAAGCCCGUGAAGAAGCUCAAGGAGAAGUUCCGGCGCAAGGGAAAGUCGUCCAGUCGGUUAGAGGACGAGCACGAGUUGCACAAGGUCAAGCUUCCCCGUACUAGCGAUGCCGACGGGAAUUCUACUGCGUCCACGACUUCAUCGGAGAAACAACCCAUCUCGAGCGCCAAAGCCCAGAAUCAGCCGCCAAACGCCGCCUACAGUGCAGAUACGACUGAACCGCAAUGGGCUGCGACCAACGACGAUCUGCUGGUUACCAAGACAGGCGAGAAUUUGGUGCUACAUGACCACUCGGACAGGCUAUAUACGUUCCGCUCUCUAUCUGCAGGACUGAGAAGAAUGUGGAGUCCCGAGAUUUGGGUCGUCGACGAAGACGGUGGGGAGAGUAUACGCGGGAGUGGCGUGUUUGAGAUGGAGGUUGAGGAUGCGAGGUGGAUACGCGCGAGAGAGUAUGAGGGUGUGAGGUGGGCAUGUGAGAGACCUGAUCUGGGCGUGGAACCCAACUUCGACGUCGGCCUUCCUCCCCCAUCAUACAGCCAGCUGCUGCGGGACCCCAUGAGCGCCGUUGACAUACGCUUCAUAAGCUCCCAAGUCUCGUUUGACAAGUUCAGACUACGCGACGCCGAGUUCUCGAAAUACGCGUUCGAAACUGCCUUGCAUUUGUUUGGGCUUUCGGUUGGUCCAGAAGAUGACGAUACGCAAUGA